GUUUGAUCAACUGUGGACUAGAAAUUUUGGAAUUCCCUCGACAGCCAUGGCAGAGUGUCCCUUAGGAAACGAGGAACAGCCAGCGGCAGCAAAUUCCCCUCAUCCAGACGACGAAGUUGUACACGAGGAAAUUGCUUCUAGCUCAAGCCAGGCACCGAUCAAUUUACACCGAUGUACCAUGUUUUUGGGUCAAUAUACUUCAAACAUCAGUGUCAACUACGAAAGGUCUUCAACCACUGCCACUCCACGUGUGCCAUCGGCUGAGACACCACAUGAUUACAAACGAGAUUAUGGUCGGGCUGUGAAGGAAACGAAAUUUGAUUAUCGAGCUCUCCUCCAAGAUUCUGGUGUGUUAUCUUGUGGCGAAGGUCUUUUCAACGAAUCAGCUAUGGGAAAUACAACAAGAGUCCAAGAAUUCAUUGCCAGAGAUCCUGAAUCGGUCAUGUACCAGAACAAGCGAGGGAACACGCCACUGCAUGCAGCCGCUUUUGGUGGUCACAUGGAUACCGUCAUUACCUUGGUUUCAAAUAAAGCCCAAUUGGAAAAAAAGAACAAGGAUGGCUAUACAGCACUGGUGUCUGCAAUAUUUGGAGAUGAACCAAAUGUUGUGAAGUAUCUUUUGGAAUCCGGAAGUAAAUCAAACACCGCAAGCAAGAGAGGCUUAACGCCACUUCACGUAGCUGCUCGUGAGGGUCACGAAAGGUGUGUUAAAGAACUGUUGAGUGUGCCGACACCCAGUGAUGUCAACUGCAAGGACGGUCGUGGCUAUACACCACUGUUUAUCGCCAUCAAAAAGCACUACAUGCCGACAAUACGAUUGUUGGUGGAACAUCAAGGCAUCAAUCUCGGUCUGAAAGAUGCACGUCAGAGGAACUCCUUGCACAUCGCGGCUAUUUGUGGCAACAAUUUUGCGGUUGAGCAGAUUCUGAAAGCCAAACCCACUUUAAUCAAUGUCCAAGGAAACGACGGUUUCACCGCUCUACACUUGGCUGCUUCCAAAGGCCACUUGGACAUUACGCGGACCCUCCUUCAGCAGCAAAUUUGCUCGACGUAUCUUAAAAGUACAAAAGGACACACGGCACUGCAUCUUGCUGUUAUCGAGAAGCGUUACGAGUGCGCCAAGGCUCUGGUCGACAACGGUGCCGACGUAAACGCCCAGGACGAGGGUGGAAAUACCUGUCUCCACUUGGCUAUGAUGAAAGUUCUCACUGCCAGUGAAGCAAUGCUUGAAUCUUCAAUGAAAGACAAGGAUAAAACGGCCAAAGAGUGUGAUGACAUUCAGCAAAAAAUGUUCCAGUUGUUGGUGCAACAUCCGAGUGUCGACAUGACCCUGAAAAAUAGCAAAGAUCUCAACUGCUUGCAUUUUGCUGCAGGCUCAGGAAAUACGUUUGCGACCGAUCAGAUUCUAGAGGUCAAGCCCUCCUUAAUAAACACAACCCAAAAUGAUGGCUGUACAGCACUUCACCUUGCUGUCCUCGAGGGUCAUGCUCAUAUUGUAUCAACCCUUGUGAAGCAGAAAAAUUGCUCAAAGGACGUUAAAAAUACCAAAGGACACACGGCACUGCAUCUUGCUAUUAUCGAGAAGCAUUACGAGUGUGCUAAGGCUCUGGUAGACAACGGUGCCGACGUGAACGCCCAGGACGACAAUGGCAACACCUGUCUUCACCUGGCUAUGAUGAAAGUUCUCACAUCCAUUGAAGCAAUGCUUGAUGCUGCAUUGAAAGACAAAGAUAAAACCGCCAUACUGUGUGAUGACAUUCAACAAGAAAUGUUCCAGUUGUUGGUGCAACAUCAAAGUGUCGACAUGACCCUGAAAAACAACAAAGAUCUCAACUGCUUGCAUUUCGCUGCAGGCUCAGGAAAUACGUUUGCGACGGAUAAGAUUGUUGAGGCCAAGCCCUCCUUAAUAAACACAACCCAAAAUGAUGGCUGUACAGCACUUCACCUUGCUGUCCUCGAGGGUCACGCUCAUAUUGUAUCGACCCUUGUGAAGCAGAAAAAUUGCUCAAAGGACGUUAAAAAUACCAAAGGACACACGGCACUGCAUCUUGCUAUUAUCAAGAAGCAUUACGAGUGUGCUAAGGUUCUGGUAGACAACGGUGCCGACGUGAACGCCCAGGACGACGAGGGCAACACCUGUCUUCACCUGGUUAUGAUGAAAGUUCUCACAUCCAUUGAAGCAAUGCUUGAUGCUGCGUUGAAAGACAAAGACGAAACAGCCAAACUGUGGGAUGACUUUCAGCAAGAAGCUUUCCAGUUGUUGGUGCAACAUCCAAGUGUCGACAUGACCCUGAAGAACAACAAAGAUCUCAACUGCUUGCAUCUUGCUGCAGGCUCAGGAAAUAAAUUUGCGACCGAUAAGAUUCUAGAGUUCAAGCCCUCCUUAAUAAACACAACCCAAAAUGAUGGCUGUACAGCACUUCACCUUGCUGUCCUCGAGGGUCACGCUCAUAUUGUAUCAACCCUUGCGAAGCAGGAACACUGCCUGAAGGAUUUAAAAAAUGCCAAGGGACACACGGCGCUGCAUCUUGCUGUUAUUAAGAGGCAUUACGAGUGUGCCAAGGCUCUGGUAGACAACGGUGUCGACGUGAACUCCACUGAUGACGAUGGCAAUACCUGUCUCCACUUAGUAAUGAGGAAAGUCCUCACAUCAAUUGAAGAAAUGCUUGAUGCUACAAAUAAAGACAAGGCCAAGGCAGAAACGGCAACCGAUGCCAUUCAGCAAGGAAUAAUUAAGUUGCUGGUACUACACCCAAAUAUUGACCUGGCACUGAAAUGUAAUCAAGACUUCGGGUGUUUGCAUCUAGCGUCACGUUCAGGGAACAUUUUUGUGAUCGACAUGAUUCUGCGAGUUGCCCCAGAAAUAAUAAACAUGGUAAAAAACGACGGCUUCACACCACUGCAUCUCGCUGCCCUCAAUGGCCACAAAGACGCCGUGCAGAUCCUGGUUGAGCGGGAAGAAUGUUCAAAGGAUCUUAAAAAUGUCGACGGACAAACGGCACUGCAUCUUGCUACUUCGAAAAAGAACUACGCGUGUGUAAAGGCUCUGGUUGACAGUGGGGCAGACGUAAACGCUCAGGACAAAGAUGGUGAGACCAGUCUACACCUGGCUAUGAAAACGGAAAUGUCUGAACAAGCGGCAUCCAAAGAAGUUCCAGUUGCAAAGCUGACCGAAAAGGACGUCAAAGAAACUUCAGGAACCAACAAUACGGAAUAUGAGCAGAAAAUACUCGAGACGCUGAUACAACAAACCAACCUUCGAUUGCUAAAUAACAAAGAUUAUAACUGCUUACACUACGCAGCACUCAAAGGGAAAAGAUUUGUGGUGGAAAAGAUUUUGGAGGCGAACCCAUCCUUGAUCAAUACAACAGGAAAUGACAGUAACACGACGCUACAUAUGGCCGCAAGUAAUGGGUUUGCAGACAUAUUGACAACCCUUCUACAGAAGGAAAACUGCCAGAAGGACAUCAGAAAUGCGAGUAAGCAGACAGCACUACACCUGGCCGUUAACGAAUGUAACCUCAAGUGCAUAGAAGUUCUGUUGGAAUAUGGUGCCGAUGUGAAUGCUAAAGACAUUCACGACAGCACCAGCCUUCAUCUCGCCAUUGCAAAGAUUUCUAUGAAGAACAUUUCCGCACUAUCAAGUACCAAGGACGAUGGAGACAUGGACCAUCAAGUUUUUGCUACUAUCAAAGAAUACCAGAAAGUCAUCAAGUUGUUGGUAGAGCACCCCACAAUCGACCUGACACUGACAGAUAAGACAGGCUUCAACUGUUUACAUAGUGCAGCCAUCAAUGGGAACAGUUUUGCAGUGAAGAUUAUGUUGGCAGCAAAGCCUAGCUUGAUUGACACUACUUGCACAGCGGACAAAGGGACAGCCCUACACCUCGCUGUUCUAAAUAACCACACUGAUAUUGUGGCCACACUCUGCGAAAAGGGCCGCAAUGAAACUAUUCCAAACGUAAACGCCCAGACUCCCCUCCAUUUGGCUGCUGACAAUUGCAACACCAAAAGCGUCGAGAUUCUGCUGAACAUGGGCGCAAAUGUUAACGCCCAAGACAAGGAUGGAGACACGUGCCUGCAUCUGCUCUUGAAGAAAUCCUUGCAAGAGGCAACAAGUUCCACUGUCAAGAAACAGAAAGGCGUUCCGAAAUCAUCACUGGAGAUUCAGAAUCUCAUCCGGAUGCUUCUAAGGGAUGACAGAAUUGAUGUCACGUUGAGGGAUAACAACAGGGACAACUGCUUGCAUUUUGCAGCCUUCAGUGGGAAUGAUGAUGCCGUGAAGUUGAUUCUGAAAGCUAUGCCGUCGGUGAUCAAUGAAAGAAACGAAACGUUCACACCACUACACAUCGCAUCCCUCUACGACCACGCGGAUGUAGUACAAACCCUGGCCAAACAGGGUAACUGCAAUAAAGAUCUCCAAAACUGUAACUCGCAGACAGCACUUCAUAUUGCCAUUGAUAAAAACCAUUACCAGUGCAUCGAGGCGCUGGUAAACAACGGUGCCAACGUGAACAUCAAGGACAGUGGGGGCAACACCAGUCUUCACCUGGUGAUGAUGAAAGAAUCCACACAAGCUAUGUUAAGGUCUGCAUCCAAAGAGGAGCUUUUGGAUAUUGUCAAGAAAAAAGAAGAGGAUGGCAGUGUUCGAAACGGAAGGACAAAUCUCGUUGCCUUGAUUACCUCCCUCCUCAAACAUGGAGCCAACAUCCACCUGUUGAACAAUAAGGGGGAGAAUGUGGCCCACUUUGCCCCAAACUCCAGUGUCCAGUCAUUCUUGGAGGAAUUAUUUGAAAGGUUCACGUCAAUUCCCAAACAACCCGGGACUUAAAAGCAAGAGAGGAGGCGCAGAUGUGUAAGGAACAGGAUCUGAAACGCUUACCAGUGUUAAGAAUUUCCUAUCCAUUUUAAGAAACUUGCAACCAUUUCAACAAGAAUUAGUAGUGUUGGUAUAAAUCCUGUGUUCAACAGUCAUUUCUUCGUUCUAUAAUGAUAAAUUUAAUAAACACCAAUGAUGUUGCCACAUUACAUCUCAAGCUACGACUUGCGUGUAAUUCAGUAUGAAGCGUCAUUUACAUGAAGCCAUGUAGAGAUGGACCUUUAUCGACUCGUUUUAUUCAGAAUUAAAUAAAAAUAACAGAAACAAAGCAAAAUAGGCUACACAACUAGGAAAUGCAUAAAAUAAUAAGCUUGUUUAUAUUAAAUAUAGUUGUCACUGAAGUGAUAUUUGGGUAACUUCAGAAGUGCGUCAAGAUUGAAGCAUUUAUAUUCGUGCUUUUAUGUAUUUGUCGUAAAAGAUCCAUAGCUUCCGAUAAGUAAACGUGGAUUAUGACAAACUCAGUAUAGCUUUGAUUUAAUUUAAAUUUAUUUUACAAUGAAGUUUUGUCACACUGGAAGCAUCCUUUGCAUUACAAAGGUACACUGUGCACAUCAUUUAUAUGUAGCUAGCCUUGGAGAAAAUACUAAUAAUUAAGUUGAAAAUUGUUGUAUACAUAUCUCGCAUCAAAUCACUACAUUCAACUGCAUUUGGAUUAGCCUACGCGCUGUGCUUUCGUGAAACGUAUUGCAUGGUUUCCAGUUUUCAAAGUACGUUUCGUGCGUGCAACAUAUUUGCCUUGUAAGCUUGAUUACUCUCGACAAAGUGUACACAAAUCACGUCAACGUACUUGGGCUCAUCGGACACGAGUUGCGAAACACAUAAAGAAGGAAAUGGAGGACAGCACUCAAAUUGACGUAGGAAUGUUUUUAUGAACAUUUUUAGUUCAUUCUUUUCAGGCCCACAAGGCUUCAAAAAAUUUACUGCCCUCAAGACGGUUUCAGGUAUUUAGGUUCGAAAGAAACAAAUCCUUCACAUGGCCUUUGUGAUUGGUUCAUUGACUCAAUUAAUCUCAUGGAAUGCCCGCAUUGGUCUAAGGCUAAAGCCCGCUGGCCAAUGUUUAACAGUCCAAAUUUUAAGCAACACCAUUGAAUUAAUUUUACUGUGAGAACAGGCAUUCGGAAUCACUGGCUUACACACAGGUCUUUAAGUUUUGGCAAGUUUAUGGUUUGACAUUCCUGUUCUGAAAAAUCAUUUGUAAUGAGAGGCUAUAAGAACAUCCAAAUCAGAUAAAUGGUUAAAUAAAUUGUUUAAUUUUGAUAUGCUCAUUUGAUGCCGUGCGCAGAAUAUCCUAGUUAUUACGGUAUGGGAGACACAAGUUAUGUAGGAACCGCGGCUUCCCAAGACUGGUUUUGAAUUGGUGUUUCUCGCGGAUCGCAACGACUGGAAACCAUGGUGGAUAUGUUAAGAGCUAUGACCUUUUCACGGAUCGCUACGACCAGAAAGAGCGGUGUUUUGUGAAUCGCUAAGAUAGGAAAACAAAUGUUGGUUAUUAUUUAGAGCCAUCUGAAAAUAAAGUGCUCGGGCCCUACUUGAAAAAAGUAAAUCAAAUUGUCCGUGGCUUAACUCAUUCCUCUCUGCCGCAUUGGGUAAUAAAAAGAAAGAUAUCCACAGUCAAAUCUGCAGUACCUAACUUUGCUGACGAUUCGUCUAAAGAAUUGCAGUAUAGUACAUCGUCUUAACGUUUCAGUCAUCGUGACAGAUCCAUGAUACAUAUGACUGAAAAAUGUACUUCGGUAAAGUAUCAUUUACAUGCAGUCUUUUCUUUGUUUAUAUUUUAUGUGUAUUUUCUUUAACAAUAGUUUUUCUUUUCCUUUAGUAAUUUUAUCAGUCAAAAAUUGUAACUUGACUGUGGUUUAAAGCGUAUACUUGUCAUUUAGCUUCAUUUGAGACAUCCUUGUGUCAUUGUUAAAUAAUUAGAUUGUGUGCGGUAUAUUUCUUCUGGCUAGGGUCUCAAAACUUUUUUAACGAGAAUAAAAGAAAAAUGGCUUUCAGAAAUAGAACGUGGUAACGGAAUAUUGACGAAUUAAUACUGAUAUCUUCAUUUUUUAAACAUUUGCCGUAACAGCUACAUAGUUCUGUAUUGUUGCAAACAUAUGCAUCAUUAUAUUGUCGUUUCAUCAAAAAUUAGAAUGCUGCUCACUUGAUAAGUGUCGUGAUCAUUGCGCUUCAUAAUGUUUACUUUCGUGUUUUUUUGGGGGGGGGCGUGCAUGAUGUACAUUUAGUCGUUUGUGUAAUUUGUCCACAUGCAAUUCUUGAAUCAAAGACUACUUUUUAAAUGUUUUUACUCAUUUCUAUUAUUUUCAUAGGGACACUGAAGUUAACCGUUGCAAAAUAAAUACGUAGGAUAGGACUUCGAGUGCACACUUAUUUUGUGAACAAGCUAUUCUUCCGUGGAAUCAGAAAAACGGUUGAAAAUAAAUACAUCUACAAUACGCAAACUCUGUGAUGGACUUUUAAAUAAAAUGUUCAAUGGUAACUUAAAUUUUCACACUGAUCGUGAAGCUCAUUGCUGUGUACUGAUGUUAUUAAAAACAUCUGCUUCAAAUUCAUUCAUUCCUUUCAUAGUUUCAUUGUAGUACUUUCCUGUACGUAAAAUCUAAUCUAUUUUCCCUUGAACGGAAUAGUCUUCAAUAAGAUAGUCACAAUAAUAAUGAAUACAAAUUAUAGUUUUGAUCUGAUGUACACGUAACUAAUUACUUGUAUUGGUUAUUUUGUCGGAUGUGACACGUCAUCACAAUCGUUACAGAGUUGUGUGUUGUGAUUUUACUAAAAUAAGAGCUGAAAUAUUUGUUAAAAACUGCUUAGAGGAAAACAUACGAAACAGAAACAUCUGUGAGUAGGCUAGGUGACGGAAUUUAAAGAAAGGAACAUUAACUGGUAUCGUAAUUAUUAUUUUUGUAGUGAACGAUCUGUAGUUUUGUAGCGUUGCAAACAACUUCAUCAUUCCGUGUUUUGGUACUUUUAACAACAAGUUUUAGACAAGAUAUAUUCUAGUUUUUGCAGAGCGUCAUGCCUUCGUGUGUAUGCGGCAUUUGCUUUUAAAACGUGUUAUGUGUGCAGUGAUGAAAUUUGUACCCAAACUCCAUGUUUGGAGCUGUUUUCUUCAUUGCAUACUUCUUUCAAGUUACAAACGCCAGUUUCUGUUUUCCAGUUAAAAACACAGGGUUUUGAUCUGGUUUAAAUUGAUGAAAAUUGUAGAUCUUUUUGCAUCACAAAUAUUAUUUGUUUUUAUUAUGGAGUAAGGUGUUCUGCAUUUUCUUAAGACUGAUUUAACUUUAAAGAAUGCAAAAUUCGCAGUGACGUUACUUUGAGCAUGAUGAUGUACAUAUUGGUACAUUAAGUUCAUAAUCAUAGCUUAAGGGUAAUAUUUAGGAGAGUACUGGUGAAUCUUGGCGGGUUGGGGAUAAUUAAUGAAGAUUUUUCGACUGAUUCAGAAAAAAGCUCCAAAUUAGCCAUUUAAAAAUAUGAAUUUUCGAGACCAAAAGGACUCCCUUUUGUGAGGAGAGAGCUUUGCUGAAGACAUCUAUGUUGUUUACUGAAAAGAGAAAGAAAUUGAUGCAUUUGACACCUGCACUAUACUCCAAAUUUGGUGGUGGGAAUUUAAGGAUUGUAAAAUUAUUAUAGUGAGUGUGUCAUGGUUUUGAAGUGCUAAAACAUAUACUUCGCAUAAAUUCAUUCCACUUCAUCUAAAACUCAAGUUUAUCUGAAUGUGUACAAAGUUCAGAUAGCUUAGACAAACUUAAUACGAUAGUUGAGGUUUUAGUCAAAUUGCUAGUUUUCUCAGGAUUGAGGUAAAAAA
This is a messenger RNA of Acanthaster planci (crown-of-thorns starfish), 8678 nucleotides long. RefSeq lists its product as uncharacterized. The record is from RefSeq and is a predicted model, not a curated record. Gene Ontology annotation, cellular component: cytosol. Gene Ontology annotation, biological process: cellular response to tumor necrosis factor. NCBI's taxonomy places the organism in Eukaryota, Metazoa, Echinodermata, Asteroidea, Valvatida, Acanthasteridae. Gene Ontology annotation, molecular function: NF-kappaB binding.